Pipistrellus nathusii (Nathusius's pipistrelle) is the source of this 1473-nucleotide messenger RNA. NCBI's taxonomy places the organism in Eukaryota, Metazoa, Chordata, Mammalia, Chiroptera, Vespertilionidae. The record is from the annotation of a GenBank genome assembly.
AUGCAUCACUGUAAGCGAUACCGCUCCCCUGAGCCAGACCCAUACCUGAGCUACCGAUGGAAGAGAAGGAGGUCUUACAGUCGGGAGCACGAAGGGAGACUGCGAUAUCCAUCUCGAAGGGAGCCUCCACCCCGGAGAUCUCGGUCCAGAAGCCAUGACCGCUUACCCUACCAGAGGCGGUACCGGGAACGCCGUGAUAGUGACACAUAUCGAUGUGAAGAGCGGAGCCCAUCUUUUGGAGAGGACUACUAUGGAUCUUCACGUUCCCAUCAUCGUCGACGGUCCCGGGAUAGGGAGCCAUACCGGACUCGCAAACAUGCCCACCAUUGCCACAAACGCCGCACCAGGUCUUGUAGCAGUGCCUCCUCGAGAAGCCAACAGAGCAGUAAGCGCAGCAGCCGGAGUGUGGAAGAUGACAAGGAGGGCCACCUGGUGUGCCGGAUCGGCGAUUGGCUCCAAGAGCGAUAUGAGAUUGUGGGGAACCUGGGCGAAGGCACCUUUGGCAAGGUGGUGGAGUGCUUGGACCAUGCCAGAGGGAAGUCUCAAGUUGCCCUGAAGAUCAUUCGCAAUGUGGGCAAGUAUCGGGAGGCUGCUCGGCUAGAAAUCAACGUUCUCAAAAAAAUCAAGGAAAAGGACAAAGAGAACAAGUUCUUGUGCGUCUUGAUGUCUGACUGGUUUAAUUUCCACGGUCACAUGUGCAUUGCCUUUGAGCUCCUGGGCAAGAACACCUUUGAGUUCCUGAAGGAGAAUAAUUUCCAGCCUUACCCCCUACCACAUGUCCGGCACAUGGCCUACCAGCUCUGCCACGCCCUUAGAUUUCUACAUGAGAACCAACUGACCCACACAGACUUGAAGCCAGAGAACAUCCUGUUCGUGAAUUCUGAGUUUGAAACGCUCUACAAUGAGCAUAAGAGCUGUGAGGAGAAGUCAGUGAAGAACACCAGCAUCCGAGUUGCUGACUUCGGCAGUGCUACCUUUGACCAUGAGCAUCACACUACCAUUGUGGCCACUCGUCAUUACCGCCCACCUGAGGUGAUCCUUGAGUUGGGCUGGGCACAGCCCUGUGACGUCUGGAGCAUUGGCUGCAUUCUCUUCGAAUACUACCGGGGCUUCACACUCUUCCAGACUCACGAAAACCGAGAACAUUUGGUGAUGAUGGAGAAGAUCCUAGGGCCCAUCCCAUCACACAUGAUCCAUCGAACUAGGAAGCAGAAAUAUUUUUACAAAGGCGGCCUGGUUUGGGAUGAGAACAGCUCUGAUGGCCGGUAUGUGAAGGAGAACUGCAAACCUCUGAAGAGUUACAUGCUCCAAGACUCCCUGGAGCACGUGCAGCUGUUUGACCUGAUGAGGAGGAUGUUAGAGUUUGACCCUGCCCAGCGCAUCACACUGGCGGAGGCCCUGCUGCACCCCUUCUUUGCUGGCCUGACCCCUGAGGAGCGGUCCUUCCACACCAGCCGCAACCCCAGCAGAUGA